Messenger RNA from Botrytis byssoidea, 474 nucleotides. RefSeq lists its product as uncharacterized. The record is from RefSeq and is a predicted model, not a curated record. Bases 1 to 474 code for a protein of 157 amino acids. NCBI's taxonomy places the organism in Eukaryota, Fungi, Ascomycota, Leotiomycetes, Helotiales, Sclerotiniaceae. The transcript has 2 exons.
AUGCGUCUCCAAAAGCUCCUCGUCGUUCUCUCUUCUCUCACUGUCGUUGGACUCUCAGCUCCAGUAGCUUCUCAAGAAGGAAACUUCGAGAUCAUCGAGCGCAACGAAUCUAAUCCUAUAAUCCUCGCCCAACAUGACUCCGAAACCGGCGCUCACUACAUCUCAACAAUCGCCGAGAACGAUGCAGCCUUAACUACAGACAAAACCAUCGAGCGAGCUCUUGGUCGCAAAAGCAUAGACGAACCCAACGAGAAAAAGCAUGAAGACAAAGCAAUCGAACGAGCUCUCAGCCGCAAAAACACAGACCAACCUCUCGAAAUCCUCGUCUCAACAUUGAUAACCAACCAGAAAAAGCGCGGAGACGAAACCAUUGCAUGGGUUCCACCACCACCAACUUCGAAGAUUCCUCUAGCACGCGGAGAUGCAACGAUAGUUUGGGUUAAACCUCGACCUACGCCUAAGAUUCCUAUGUAA